UGUUCUCAGUUCCAGCCGCGGCAUUCACGGCACCACAAGCGCGCCUCCGCCGAAAAGCGAACAGCCAACCACCAACUACCAACUACCAACAGUCGACGGCCAGAAUUCCAUUAACGAACCACUCCGAAACUGCAGUUGGAGUUAGCAGUCAACCAUAACCAAGGGCUGGUCAAUGCAAUGUGCUUAUUAAAAACAGUAAUUAACCAGUAAAACGUAAAUAGUAAAUAACGAAUAACAAUUCACAAAACGAGAAAGCCAAAAGCUAAAACCGGGCAGAGAAGAUGGAGUUGAAAGGCAUUCAGCCGCAGAAUGGAACCUCAAAUGAAGUCGCCAACGGAUCACCGGAAAAGAAAGAUGCCGAGAAACAGACGGUGGAGCGAACCAAUUGGGGCAAUGGACUGGAGUUCCUCAUGUCCUGCAUCUCGGUGUCCGUGGGAUUGGGAAAUGUCUGGAGGUUCCCGUUUACGGCCUACGAAAAUGGAGGCGGCGCCUUUCUCAUUCCCUACAUCAUUGUGCUCUUUUUAAUCGGCAAACCAAUGUACUAUCUGGAAAUGAUCAUGGGACAGUUUACGAGUCAGGGAACGGUGAAGAUCUGGUCAGUGGUGCCGGGCUUUGUGGGCGUGGGCUAUGGCCAGGCCUUCGGCACCAUCUGCAUCAUCUCGUACUACUCCUCGCUGUUGGCCCUAACCCUCUACUACCUGUUCGUGUCCUUCCAAUCGGAACUGCCGUGGUCCUACUGCCGCGACGAGUGGACCAACUGUGUGGACUCCAGACCCGCUGACUACUCGGCAAAUCUCUUUUCUGGCAUGUCGUUGGCCAACGCAUCGGCCAGGAAUUUCAGCAGCGUUAGUGUUUUGGCCGACAACAGCACCAAACUGCAAAGCAGCUCCGAACUCUACUUUUUAGAUGUAGUGAUCAAGGAGAAGCUGGACAUCUCGGACGGUGUGGGUGACCCCGACUGGAAGCUGACCCUGGCGCUAUUCGUCGCCUGGGUGGUCAUCUUUUUGGUGAUCAUGCGGGGAGUGAAGAGCUCCGGCAAGGCGGCCUACUUCCUGGCUCUGUUCCCGUACGUGGUGCUCUUCGUCCUGCUGAUCAGGGCGGUGACCCUCGAGGGAGCCAAGGACGGCAUCCUCUUCUUCCUGGAGCCGCAGUGGGGCGAGCUGCUCAAUCCCACCGUUUGGAAGGAGGCGGUGGUGCAGUGCUUCUUCUCGCUGGCCGUCGGCUCGGGACCCAUCAUCAUGUUCGCCUCGUACAAUCGAUUCGAUCACGGCAUCUACAGGGACGCCAUGAUUGUGACGACUUUGGACACGUUGACCAGCUUGCUGGGCGGCAUUACGAUAUUCGCCAUCCUGGGCAAUCUGGCCCACAAUCUGCAGAUCGAGAACAUCCAGGAUGUGGUGCGGAGUGGCACGGGCUUGGCCUUCAUCUCGUAUCCGGAUGCCAUAUCCAAGUUCCAGGCGGUUCCGCAGCUCUUCUCCAUCCUGUUCUUCUUCAUGCUGUUCGUCCUGGGAAUCGGAUCGAUUGUGGCCCUGCAGAGCACCAUUGUGACCAUCAUCUGCGAUCAGUUCAAGGGAUUCAAGUACUGGAAGGUGGCGCUGACCACCUCCGUCUGUGGGUUCCUAAUGGGAUUGGUCUACGUGACGCCGGGAGGACAAUGGAUCCUCACUCUGGUGGACUUUUAUGGCGGAACCUAUGUGGUCUUCAUUCUGGCCAUUUUCGAGCUGGCUGGAAUCGUUUGGGUUUAUGGACUGCAAAACUUCUGCGACGACAUUGAGUUCAUGUGCAAUCGUCGGGUUUCACUGUACUGGCGAGUGUGCUGGUCCUUCUUUACGCCAGUUAUGAUGAUCAUUAUAUUCAUUUACUCGAUGGCCACCAUCGAACCGAUUAAAUACAGCGAAUUGUAUUUCCCCGAAGCCGCCAAUGUUUGCGGAUGGUUGCUUUUCGCCAUUGGAGCUGCCCAGUUUCCACUGUGGGGUAUUUGGUACAUUUCCCGUCAUCCACAAGGCACUCUUUGGAAUUCCUUUAAGGCCUCGAUGAAACCCAGCGACCGUUGGGGCCCUGCGAAUCCAGACACCAGACGCGAAUGGGUAAUCUUCAAGAAUCAGAAGGCCGCGCAAAGAGCCGUCCACAAAGAGACGUCCAAACUUGGAUUCUUCUGGCGAAAACUGACCAAUUUCUGCGGCAGCAACAAAUAGUGGGUGGAAAGAAGGAGAGAGCGGGGAGCCUAGGUGCGGAUAUCGUGGGGAUAUCAGAGAUUACGACUAACCAUAACCACUUGUUAUUUAUAUACGCCAUUUUGUCAGCCUCUAUGAAGCCAUCACAAUUGCGAAGCAAUCCUUCGACCGAAUAUAUCGCAUAUAUCAAUAAAUAAAUACCUUUUUUUUGUUAUUCUAUGUACAAACUUCAUUUCUUAAUGUGAUAAUAUUGAGCAGAACUAAAUAAAUUAUUGUUAUCGAAGCAA
This is a messenger RNA of Drosophila ficusphila, 2461 nucleotides long. It is a transcript of the gene NAAT1, whose product is annotated as sodium-dependent nutrient amino acid transporter 1. The coding region runs from base 282 to 2195 and encodes 637 amino acids. The record is from RefSeq and is a predicted model, not a curated record. Gene Ontology annotation, biological process: sodium ion transmembrane transport. The transcript is spliced from 8 exons. Gene Ontology annotation, cellular component: membrane. Gene Ontology annotation, molecular function: L-amino acid transmembrane transporter activity. NCBI's taxonomy places the organism in Eukaryota, Metazoa, Arthropoda, Insecta, Diptera, Drosophilidae.